Paramecium sonneborni is the source of this 1304-nucleotide messenger RNA. Lineage: Eukaryota; Ciliophora; Oligohymenophorea; Peniculida; Parameciidae. The record is from the annotation of a GenBank genome assembly.
AUUUUCUAAUGGAUAAGAAAGUCUCCAAAAAACUAAAGAGCUUUGAAACAGUGAAUUGGUUGAAAAAUCGAUUUAAGAAUUAGGUUAGAGAUAAAUAUAUAUUAAAUGAUAAAGAGCUUAAAGAGUAAAUCAUGAUGAAAGCUGUAUUUAAAUCAAUUGAUAGAGAUAAAUCAAGUUUCAUUUAUUGUUUUGAUCAUAUUUUUAGAAUUUUUAGAUAGGUAAGAACUCUAUGAUAUGUUCAAACGAUAUGGUAUUAAUAUAACCAAGACUAAACUAAAGGAGUUUUUUAAAAGAAUUGAUUAAGAUGAAGAUGGUAAUAAACACAUGAUUUAUCUCAGACAAACUUAAUUGGAAUGAUUUCAAAUAAGCCUUACAAAACUAGGAAGCAUUACAAAGUAAAAAUUAAUUAUUAUUUAUUAAAAAGUGUUUGCUGAACUGAUGAGAAAGAUAAAGGAAUCUUCAGAAAAAAAAGGAAAACUAAAUGAACUAAGUUUCAUCCCUUUGAGUUUUCCAAACAUGAUACAAUAUAUGAAUUAUUGUGUAUUGAGAGAAGAACUUAUAUAAAAAAUAAACUCUAACUAAUUGAAUACUUAAUAAAAGGUUAAAUAAUGCAAAAAUCUCCUAUCUUUAGAAGACAUCUGUUACAAUAAAGUGAUUGAAUUAAAAGAUGAAAAUGAUGAAGAACAAGAAUCUGCUUUCAAUAUUAAUUCAGCUAAAAAAUAUAAUGAUCAUCAAUAAAUUACUAUUUUAAAAAGAUUAUAAGAAAAAGAAUAAAUUGAAUUACGUCAAGUAAAUUUAAACUAUUAUUUAUUAGAAUCGAAUUCGAAAAUUAAGUACAUCUUAAUAUUAUAAAUCUGAAACUGAACAAACUAAUCGUUCAAUGAGAAAAUAGAGCAAAUAAAAUAGUACAGAUUAGAAAUAAAUUGUUUCACAAGAAUGCAAAUUAAUAGGUUAAUUAAUUUCUGAAAAUUAAAGGGAACUUCCCAUUAUAUAAAAAGAUUUUUAGUAAUAAAUACAAACUCCAAUGUUGAUGUCAGAGAGAAUUUGUGAAAGCGACAAUCCUUACAAAUAUAAUCAUAAAGUCAAUAAAUAUAAAAAUAAAAAUAAUUCUUCUGAAACUGAAAUCCCAAAGGGAUAACAUUUUACCACCUAACAUCUCAUUGUAUAUUAGUUAAUUUAAUUUUUUAGAAUCUUAGAACUCCAAUGUAAUUUUGUUUAAGAAAACCUAUGCAUUCUCCAAAGAGAAGAAGAAUUAUAUCCUAAACAAUGUUAUCCAAAAAUUCUAAUAAAAGCUGAAUUGUGAC